Podarcis lilfordi (Lilford's wall lizard) is the source of this 24131-nucleotide messenger RNA. NCBI's taxonomy places the organism in Eukaryota, Metazoa, Chordata, Lepidosauria, Squamata, Lacertidae. The record is from the annotation of a GenBank genome assembly.
AUGAUCUCUUGCAAUGAUUUUGCAAAGUUUUUUGCAGACCAAGUCUCUCUAAUUCCAGAAGAAGUAGACUCCACCGUGGAAGCAGGGCGUGAGAGUGCUAAAGUCCUGUCUAGUCAAGUUGUGUGGGAUCAAUUCCAAUCUGUUACCCCCGAGGAUGUGGACAGGCUGCUUGGACGAGUGAAACCAACCACUUGUCUCCUUGAUCCUUGUCCAUCCUGGCUUAUAAAAGCUGGCCGGGAAGGACUGAGUGAUGGGCUUCGUGGGGUGGUGAAUGCUUCCCUCCGUGAGGGAGCUUUCCCAGACCCAUAUUUAGAUACGGCCACGAUGGCCAAGUAUCGCCCAGUCUCAAAUCUUCCAUUCUUGGGCAAGGUGAUUGAGCGAGUGGUUGCUGAACAACUCCAGACUCUUCUUCUGGGGUCUCCUUCCAUUUGGGAGGGGAGAGAUUUUCUAGGAAAAGGAGAUUUCUGAGUCAGUAAAAAGGACUCAGAUGAUCCCCUGGGUCUGGAAUACAAAGGAAAAUACCUCGGGAGUGCGACUGCUAAGACAGAGGGGAACCGAGGAAAAGUGGCCCCUCGCUCAUGGACCAAAGUAUGAAGCCAUGAAGGAAGCUGGGCUGUCCUGUCAUAACUAAGGAAGGGAAUGAGAGAAGCAGCAGAAACAGAGUCCAGCCUUUUAGCAUUUAUUCUGGAUACCUGAAGUGUAACAACUGAUUAUGAGAGGAGGGAGUUUAAGAGAAGCUGUGUCUGUACAGUGGUACCUCUGGUUAAGUCCUUAUUUUCUUCUGGAGGUCUGUUCUUAACUGGAAACUGUUCUUAACCUGAAGCACCACUUUAGCAAAUGGGGCCGCCGGAGCAUGAUUUCUGUCCUCAUCCUGAAGCAAAGUUCUUAACCCGAGGUACUAUUUCUGGGUUAGCGGAGUCUGUAGCCUGAAGCGUAUGUAACCUGAAGCGUUUGUAAUGCAAGGUGCCACUGUAGUACCUUGUUUAAUCCUGUGACAUUUAGCUGAAGUAAUAAGUUAACGUCUACUUGACAGAGGCCUUCCAGAAUCUGAUUCAGAGCCAAAUUUGGAGACAUAUGUCACACAGACAAUUUCAGAAUGGAUGGGAGAAAGUAAAGAUUGGUUGGAUGGGCUUUCAGAGAGCUGUUUCAGAAUUAGAUCACGUGAAAAUUGAGAACGGAGGCAGCCAGGAGAUGUUUGAUUAACAGUAGUAACAAAAAGAGUGAAAGACGCAAUCCUUCAGAACAGUUUUUGAAAAAAAUCAUGUGGUUGCCGAACAGAAAGUAGAUAUCUUUAGAGAGAUUCCACUGAAAUUGAGACUUAGAAGAACCAAAUAUAGAUAUUUAACAAUAGCACUCAGAAGAGCUGACCUUAGAUAUAAAUGGGAAUUCCCAGAGGGCAUUUGCUUUACAUACACGAAAAGGAGAUACAGGCUAACAUCAGAAUUUCAGAGAGUCCUUUGACAAAUACAGGAGAGACUUAGAUUCCAACUGCUGAAAGGCACAUACAGUAUUCUGUUAGAAUGGGAGACGAAAGAGUGUGUUUGUGUGUUUUUACAAUCAAGCAAUGUAUACAUUUUAUGAAAAUUACAAUACAUCAUAACAUCAUAUAACAUAAGCAGGAGUUAUAAAAAAAAUUAAUAAAAUAGCGCACUGUCUUUCAGGUUGUGUCUUCCUGGAGUUCCACACCUCUGCUGGGUGGAGAGGAAAUGGUCUCUCCUCCUUCAUCUCAGCUCCACAGCAGUUCUCUCAAAAAGACUUGGCACUCCAGAAGGCGGAACUCAGAGCCCUUUAUAACAUAAAAACAAGGAACUUAUAGUGCUGCGGAAGUAGUAGUAGUAGUAGUAUUUAUUCAAUUUAUAUACCAACCUUUAUCAGAAUAUCCCAGGGCGGUGUACAACAUUAAAAGGACAAUACAGAACAACAAUGAUAAAAACAUACUAAAAAGCAUCCUGUGAGACAGCCGAGUAAUGCAGCACUCCUUCUAAAACUUGAGGGAGACUCACUGCUCACCUGCUUUUACGGCCACUAUGGGGCUGUGGUGAUUCAUCCAAGGGAGGCUCCUCUGCUGGCCCCCCGAAGAUUCUGACAUCGUCCACUCUUUCUCCUGUCACCCACAGCCAUAGAAUAUGAAGAGAGUGGUCCUCCCAAACUCUGCCUGCCCUCCAACAUGUUGCAGAGGGAAAUUGGGACCUGCGACUUUUGGGGCCACGCUCCUGAAUGAGUCACGUAAAUCACGCGAGAGCAAGGACCCCCCAAAAUGGGCGACUUUUGGGGCCACAGUUUCACGGGAGCCAAAACAGGACAUCCUGGGAGCCAGUCAGAAGUCAGGGUGGCUUCUGGAAUUGCAGGACGUCCCACUCAACGCAGGACAGUUGACAGGUAUGUGAAGACCGCCAAAGAUGGAGAGUCCACAACCCAUAGUGCAGGCACCCCCAAACUUGGCCCUCCAGAUGUUUUGGGACUACAACUCCCUUCAUCCCUAGCUAACAGGACCAGUGGUCAGGAAUGAUGGGAAUUGUAGUCGCAAAACAUCUGGAGGGCCGAGUUUGGGGAUGCCAUAGUCAAUAUGGCUGCCUUUCCCACUGGCUGAGAUGCUUCUGCCCAUUUCAUCUGCUUAGCCAAUCUAGAUAUUCAGGGCCAACAGGUCCCACCCCUGCCUCCAGCAAUCUCUUUUGUUACACUCAAUGGGUGUUUGGUGGAGGGCAAGGGGAACCAUGGGGCCUCACUUAACUUGCCAAAUAUUCCAAAAGGGCAUCACCCGCCACUAUAUAAACCCUCUCACCCCGGUAGCAGCAAUGAGGUGGUACAGCGUUCAGGUGAUAAGAGUGUGUCCCUGCUUUGGGAGGGGGAACACAGCCCCCCAGCAAAGUUUGGAGGAUGAGCCAGAGGUAUAGCCGGACAUUGGAAGGCAAACUGUUGCAGGAAUUUAUGUAUAAUUGGGGGGGGGGGGUUGCCCCUGCAGCAGAUAUCAUGCACAUGCAGCCCACCCCCAAAAUCAGCACCAUCACUUUUGUGACGUUUGUGACUUGUCCCCACAAAACACUUCAUCACAGUUUCUUCCUAUCUGCUCAAAGGGCCUCUGCUGCACAAUACCAAAUGUAAGAAUUCACUGAUAAAGGUAUCUGUGUACUGGCUCACUGGGAAAACUUCAGAAAUUCAUAUAGACAUGUGAGCUCAGCUACUCAGCAGCCCCUCUGCCUGAGUGAUAAUCCCUGACAUCCUGAUACCUGAGUGCUGGACAGGUUGCCAUUCCCAAAAUAACAAACCCAGACGAAGACAAAGGGUGUGAUUGACUUCGCUGGGAAACAGGGAAAUGUAAAUAUCUAUUUUGUUACACUCCAUGUGUGUUUGGUGGAGGGCAAGGAGAACCAUGGGGCAGGGUCCAGGAUGCUCAGAUUACUGCCACCAGACUUCCCCUUAACAUGAUGUAUGAGUGAUGUAGUUUGGGGGGUGUAACAUGGGGAUUAGCAGCUAAUAAAAGUUUGGGUUCUCUUUUGUUUGGGGCUUCCAUCUUGUUCCACCUGGUGUCAGGUGGGAGUCCUGCCAUGACAGUCUUCAAGAGAGACCAAGCCAACUGGCAGCUGUUUUGCUCUGCUAUUCCUGGCUGGUGUCCUUGGUUUUUGUCCAAGGGAACCCUCAGAUUUCUCCAUUAACAAAACGUAAUGUGUAACAAAACAAAAUGUGCACUUUCCUGCAUUUUGCAGCUCAGCAAUGUGUAGUCCCAGGAGAAGCAGGAACAGCGUGUCUUCCUGUUCCUCCCUCAGCUGAGAUCUGCCUGGAUGGAGACCUGAGAGCCUUCUUCCUUAGAGGUUUUUAAGCAGAGAUUGGAUCCUUUGGCUGAGAUUCCUGCCUUGCAGGGGGGUUUGAAUAGAUGACCCUUAGGGCGCCCUCCCAUUCUAGGAUGAGGUUCCUUGCUUCCUGCAACCCCCUUUUCCCUGCAACCUUUUCCUCCAGUUUCUGGCCAAGGGAGGGAGCAGAUCACAGACCAACCAAGAGCGUCCCCUCAAAAUGAGCAUCUCUGGGAUUCUGCAAUGCAGGAGAGAAAAGGCAGAGAGGAAUGAGCAGGGUGGACUCGGCUUUGCAAGGGUUAAAGGAAACUAAGCUGCAUUCCUAGAAAGGACAGGAAAUAAGGGGGGGCAGGACCUCCAGAGGAAAAACCCUCCCUCCACUUCCUGCAAGGGGGGGGCGGGGUUGCUUUCUGCUAUUGCAAAGGCUGCUUUGCUCUCUUCCACGGGGAUCUGGUGAGUUUCCUCUCUCCAUCCCCCGAGGGUGCAGUGGGGAGAAGGUGGGGGUCCCAGGGAGCAGGGGAUCCUGCCAGGGAGGGGCGAGGUCGCAGGAACUGUCUCCUUCCCUUAGAUCUUUGUGGGGGGGGGGAAGGGAGGAGGUUCCCGCCCCCCUUCCAGAAGAAAAAAUAUUCAGAGCCCCCUGGGAAAUCUAGCAGAUAGAAAUCUAGCUUCUGUAAAGAAGCUUAUCAGUAGGACUUCUGCUGUGUGUGACACGGGUCAGCGUCAUUGCACAACAGAGGAAACAUGUCAUUGCACAACAGAGGAAACGUGUGAAUGGUUGCUCCCAAACCUCUUCGUUCGUUUCCCUCCUUUCUUUCUGCUUCUACCGCCCCCUUAUUGGCAGAGGAGGCCAGCCAAGCAGAUCAAGCCAAGCUUUAUGAGGAGCUGGGUAUGUUUAGUUGGAGAGGAGGAGACAGAGAGGAGAUAGGAGAGCCAUGUCAGAUUAGAUAAUUUAUUACGGUCAGAGACCAGCUUAUAAAACACACUUGGGAGUACAGUCACAGAAGCAAAACAGGCAAUUUAUGUACAACAACAAAUUAAAAAACAAUGUACACCAACAAACUAUCCCAGGGAGUUGACUCAGAGUCACCCAUGAAACCAAGUUUGGGGAUUUUCAUGAUGGACUAUUUUGAGUUGGGAGAUGGUCUGCGCCUACAGAUCUGUACACAGAAUCUGGCGACCAUCCAGGUCAUCUUCUGAUCUUUGCCUAACAGGAAAAGGUCUCAUUUUUGCUUUUGCAGGAGGUCAGCGAGCCGCACCAGCAGGGGAUCAAUGGUCUUACUACGUGUCUCUUCGUAAAAGGGACGUCUAAAGAACAAGUGUUUUGGCUUCCUAUCUCUCCCAAUGGACAGGUGAAAAGUCUCUGAGCAUACGGGACUUUUCUAGAAGCUCCGUCCAGGACCAGCGAGGGAAGAGCCGAGCUUCUGGCGAGUGUAAAGGCCCUUCUUGCAUUUCUAGAUGCGAGAAAGAAGAGAUAUUCUGCCGGUGCGGCUAUAUAUUUCUCGAUUUCUCCAAUUUUAUGGUCGGAGCACCUUGCGCAGUCCUGUUGUCUCUCGGUGUCUAAUAUUCUUUGCCUGACUGUAACUUUGGCCUGGCCCAAGCCCAGACUUAGAAGGGCUUGAGGGGCAAAACCCAGUUUCCGGAGGGUGUUCAGGACUGCAGUCUGCCAGCCCGACUGGAAUUGGUCACAGAGGAUCAAUGGGGCUAUCCCUCUGGGGAUCAGAUACAAUGUCAGCCAUUUGUAGAUUGAUGUUAGGCAGAUGCUAGCCUCCACUCUCAUCAUCCCCGUUUCUAAUCUAACCCAUGCGUUUGAGACACAUCUGGGCACUUGGAGGAGAGCUCUAAGAAGUCUAGAUUGAACUCUCUCAAGGGGGGAGAAAGCCGAGGAACGCGGGCGCAAAAAGGAACCAUAAAGGAGUUGUGCCAAAGUUUUGGCCUUGUAUAGUUUUAGAGCUGCGGGAACGAAGAAGCCCCCUUGUGCUCUGAAAAAUUUAAGGAUACAAUUUGCGGGUUUUUCCGCUGAACUCCCGAUGGAGUUUAUGUGUAGUUUGUUGGCUCCUGAGGCCUAUACCACCAUUCCUAGAUACGUAUAGUUUGUGACUUGUUCUAAUUUAUGGCCUUGGAGUUCCCAGCUUUUAAGCUUUGGUUUUUCCCCAAAGCGAGUAUCUUGGUCUUUUGAUAGUUGAUUUUGAGACAUUCAAAUUCACAGUAUGCUGCGAGCUUUCUUAGUGCUCUUUUGAGUCCAAUGGGGGUUCUAGAUAAAAUUACUGCAUCAUCGGCAUAUAGCAGGACCGAAAUAUGCCGAUUUGUGAGCUUCGGAGGGUGGAGUUCGGAGUCAUGGAGUGCAGAUACUAAAUUAUUUAGAUAGAAAUUGAAUAGUAGAGGGGCCAAUAGGCACCCUUGCCUGACUCCUUUAGAGGUUUUAAUAGGGUCCGUUAGGUGUCCUAGGCGGCUACACCUGACUCUAAGAGCCGUGUUUGCGUGCAGUGCCUGAAUUAAGAGCAGAAGCUCAUAAUUCUAUGUAGGUACCCUGUAGUCUGUCCCAGAGUCUGGUUCUGGAGACUGUAUCAAAGGCUGCUUUUAGAUCAACAAAGGCAGUGUACAGUGAGGCCGGCCUUUAGGAGAGCCAUGUCACCUGGGCGCAGGAUUCCAACCAAUGGCUUCAAGCUACAAGAAAGGAGAUUCGGACUCAACACACCUAGUCAUUUUUCACUAGGAACCAAUGACUCCCUUGUCAAUCAGUUCUGACUUCAUGCAUUGACUGGAAGGAAGGAGCAACCAGGCUGAUUCGCCUCAAAUUAAUCUCUUCGCUUGCCUCCACAUUUCCACAAUCUCCCUUCUAGAGGCCUACAUCAUCUCCUCCUCCUCCUCCUCCUCCUUUUUAGAAAGAUAGCUCAGAGUCUGGGCUGUGGUGCAAUCCUACCCUGGUUCCCUCCAAGACUCAUCCAUGCUUGCUCAGGGAACCUUUUUCUUCUCCUGAUACUGUACAACUUUUGUAACAGAACAAUGUAUUUGCUUUGUAGGAUUUGCGAGAGCUUCUCAUUCAGACAGACAGAACUUGGCAGAAGACCAAAAGGUUCCUUCCAAUCUCUUAGAGGCUUCCUGAGAGCACAGAUGGAUGAGCAAGACUCAGCUGGCCCUAGAGCAGGAAGAGGCCAUGCAAUCCAAACUGGGAGCAGUGGGGGAUUCUGGGAAAACCCUGUGCAGAAGAUCCUGGGUGAGGAGGACACCCUCCACUCAGAGGUGCAGAGCCAGCAGUUAAGGCAGUUCUGCUUCCAGGAGGCCAAAGGACCCCGAGAGGUUUGCAGCCAACUCUACCACCUUGAUCAUCAGUGGCUGAAGCCCGAAAGGCACACGAAAGCUGAGAUGCUGGACCUGGUGAUCUUGGAGCAGUUCCUGGCUGUCCUUCCACCGGAGAUGGAGAGCUGGGUGAGGGACUGUGGAGCAGAGACCAGUUCCCAGGCAGUGGCCCUGGCCGAAGGUUUCCUCCUGAGUCAGGCAGAGGAGAGGAAGCAGGCAGAGAGAAAGCAGGUGAGAGAGACCUUCCUCUGGAUACUCCCAAGGGGCUCCAAACAGGAUGGAGAACAUCCAAAAAUGGUCUGCUGAUGGCCCAUCCUUUUUCGGGGAAUGAGGUCUAACACCCUUAAAGUAUCUGUAUGUGUUGUUCUCUUUCUAAUAUUUCUCACCUUUCAUUUACUGUUUUGAAUUCGUAUUGUUCUUUCAGAAAAGGGAUCAUUUUGCAGAAAUGGACCUGGAUUCCUGUGAGGCAGAGAGGCCUCCGUUGGACACCAGAGAGAGGCCACUGGGUAAGGAGGAAGGUGGUUUUUCUUUGUUUGGUCUCAUUCUGUUGGUUUUCAAACUCGUCUGAGGGUUCUUUUCAUCUUGGUUUUUUUUUGUUUUUUUUUUGAGGGGUGGGGGUUGGGAACAAGGGUUCAGAGGAGGGGAGACGUAUUUCUGCACACCUAACAUGAAAUGGGCACAAACCUUCAACUGCACUCAGCAGGUAAGGCUUUCUCAAAUCCCAUCUGUAGUUAGAGAUGUCCUGUUUCCCCUGUGAGAGAAGCAGGCCCUCCUGGCAUCCUGCUUACCUUUUUUUCUUUUGCAGGUGAAAGAAUGAAGCCAGCAAGACCUCCUGAUCCAUCUUUUCAUGGGGGCAGAAGGGAAGCAGUGGCUGUGGAACCAGAUCAGGUAUGGGGAAGCUAUCCUGUGUGGACAGAGGCCGAGGGAUGGAGCAAUGUCAUGGACUGGUUGGGCACAAAGGAAUGGUGGGAGGAAGCAGCCAGGGAACCAGGAAGGGAAGACAUCUCAGAGCCCAAUGAGUGGAGGUGGAACAAGGAUGAGUGGUCAGAGGGGGGAGCCUGGGAAGAGGAGGUGUCAGAAGCUGAAGGGGUAACACGGCUUAGUGAGCUGGGAGACUCUGUGGCAGAAUGCAGUGCAGAAUCAGAGGCAGAAGAGGAAGGAGGCGAGUGGGAGAGGAAGAUCGAGAGGCAGAGGUGAGUCAGGAGAAGGGGGAGCCACCGGGGGCUCCCUCUCCUUCUGCCAGAAUCCACCCUCCCUGCUUGCCUCUCAGAGCCAAGAGAGGUCUAACAUGGAGGAGUAAAGGCAGGCUGCACACUGGCGCACUGUUCAAUCGCUUGCCAGAAACCCCAGAGAGGAGGGGACUUGGAAAGCUGUGGGGAGCCGGGGGCCUUCACUCUCAGCAACUGCUUUUGUGGAGGAAGACGCUCAGGGAAUGAGCUGCUGUUCUCAUGAGGCCUGAAACUCAGCCAAGUCUGUGAAUAUCAUGUUCUUGCUAAUAAAGAGUAAACUCCAGCUGUGUACUGUGGGAUUUCCCUCCCAUAUAACUCUGUGACUCCAGCCUUCUGAAUGUUUCCAGUAGGAUUCAUCUGUAGUUGCAGUUUCCAUGGAAUCCUAGAGUUGAAAGGGACCCCAAGGGUCAUCAAGUCCAACCCCCUGCAUUGCAGGAGUCUCAGCUAGAUCAUCCAAGACAGAUGGCCAUCCAGACUAGGCUUCUUUUAUUUCUAUAUUCAUCCCUGAAUGCUAAAAUAGGCUUCUAAGCAGUGGACAGACGAGAACAAAUAGUGGCCAAGAUUCACCUAGCCAGCCCUAUCCGCUGCAAAAUGGGGCCUGCCCCCCAUUCCUCCCCCUCUCCAUGCCCCCAUGAACCCCUUGAAUUUGGCUCUAGGGCACUGGGAGGGAACCUUCCCAGAACAACUCACGAGGAGAGGAGAAAGUGGAUCCUUCCAUCGGGGAAACUGGGAUGCUUGCGUAGGCAGAAUAGCGUGGAAAACAUGAGCUGGAGUUCCACCUAUUUGCACAAAGAUGAAUACCCAUAGUUAAAAUACAGAAUAAAAGAAUUCAAUUAAAGCGUUAAAAUAGGUACCCAUAAUUAAAAUGUGCAGCAAAGCAAUCCUAUUGAAAUAACACAGCAUAAUAAGAGGAAUAACAAGAAGGAAAGAACAGAGCAUUGUGUAGCAGAUCAUAUUUCUGUUGUCUCAGAGGAGGAAAUUUCCCUUUUUUCUUUUAGGGUCCAGUGUGCUUUGAAGAUGUCGCUCUUCAUUUCACGGACGAGGAGUGGGCGUUGUUGGAUCCUGACCAGAGAGCUCUGCAUAAGGACGUAAUGGAGGAGAAUUGGGGAAUCGUGGCCUCUCUUGGUAAGCCUCCGUGUGGGAUCGUCCUAUCUGCCAGGAAAUUCAAGAAAUACCUCUAUGUGACCAACCUCAUAUAUUUUCACAGCACCCCCUAUAACACCUGGGAACCUAACACCCCCACAAGAAAAAGUAAAUUACAGUUUUUUACGUCAUCAAUCUUCCUCCAUUUCUGCCUCCUUCUACCACAGUUGGGCUGGUCUGAACUGCCCAGGCAUCUUAAAUGUCAGCUUCAGAGUUGUUGGGAAAGAUAAGUAGCUUCUGUCAGGAUUUCUGUUUUUGUUUUUGCUGCUGUCAGUCUUGGGUUGACCAAAGAGAGAAAUGACACUGGAGAUGGAGGGGAUGCCUGUUGGGAUACUGCCAGGGAGAAAGUCCAUCAUGGCCCCCCACGUCAUCUCCGGACGUCCAUUGAUCUCCCGUAGACACGCAGUAUCAGCAAUUAGCGACACGAGCUUCCAGAAAUAGCUUGCCACAUUCCAGAGCUCAUGCACGCUCUAUCAGCAGAUAAUGCACAGCGAAAGAUGCACGCAGGAGAGCAUUAUUAACAAGUUUAUUCAGCGUUGAGCAGAACAAAGAAAACAUGACUGCCAGCUUCAGUGUCUCUGGCACAGAGAGAAACGAAAGCAUAGACACAACAUAAACUUCCUGUGAACAGGAAAUACGCAGACUCUGUGACUCACAAAGCCUGCUCCCUUUUAAGGUGGAACGGAAAUAUCCUAACAUCCUCCCCAUUUCCGUGUAACCUGUAGUACCUGUGGUUCAACCCAAUUGCAACUUAUGUACAUAAACCUUAAGUUGUUCUCUGUUUACAACCUUAGACAACAGAUCAGCAGGAAUUUCAUUUCCUGCCAUGUAGGACACCUGAAUGAGUCCUUUCUGAAUACACUCUCUUACACGAUGUAGCUUAAUCUGCAAGUACUUGGUUCUUUGCUUGCAACUCUCUGAGUUCAGCAAAGCCAAACAGGAUCUAUUGUCUUGAUACACUUGUAUAGGACAUUUCACAAAAACUCUGAUGUCCUUAAACAGUUGCAUCAACCAUUCACAAUCCAUGAGUGAAAAUGACAGAGCAUUGAGUUCUGCUUCACAGGAACUUAGAAUCAUAGAAUCAUAGAAUCAUAGAGUUGGAAGAGACCACAAGGGCCAUCGAGUCCAACCCCCUGCCAAGCAGGAAACACCAUCAGAGCACUCCUGACGUAUGGUUGUCAAGCCUCUGCUUAAAGACCUCCAAAGAAGGAGACUCCACCACACUCCUUGGCAGCAAAUUCCACUGUCGAACAGCUCUUACUGUCAGGAAGUUCUUCCUAAUGUUUAGGUGGAAUCUUCUUUCUUGUAGUUUGGAUCCAUUGCUCCGUGUCCGCUUCUCUGGAGCAGCAGAAAACAACCUUUCUUCCUCCUCUAUGUGACAUCCUUUUAUGAUCCUUAGGCUCACUGUCCUUAGGCUCACUGUCGUCUGCUUCUUGCACAGCCAGUCAAACAGACAGUGGUUGUACAUGUAGCAUACUCCAGAAGUGCUUGUACCAUCUGUGGUGUCACUUCCAAAACUUGCAUCUGCAAAGAUUUCAAGACCUCCAGUCUUCUGACUGGUGAACCUCAGCCUGUAGUGCAAAGUCCCUUUCAAAUAGCGGGCUAUGCGCUUCAGAGCUUUCCAAUCCUGAACAGUUGGAUUGUUGGCAUGUCUGCUAAGCAGGUUACAGCUUACAGCUAUGUCAGGUCUUGAGCAUCUAGCAAUGAAAUUCAACUUGCCUAGAAUGCAUCUGUACAGCGUUGUGUCAGAAAAUGCUUCAGCAGUACUAUCUACCUGGUAACCUGUCACCAUCGGUGUGUCUGCUGGGUUUGCAUCAACCAAAUUCAACCUGGUUAAUACAUCAGCAAUUUUCUGUGUUUGGUGUACCAGAAAAUUACCUGCUUGGUCCCUCUCCACCUGCAGAGAAAGAUAGUUGGAUACCUCACCAAGAUCCUUCAUGUCAAAGUGCUCCUUCAGCUGAGCUAGGGUGCUUUGGUACAAAGCCUGAUUCUUCCAAAACAUCAGAAGAUCAUCAACAAAACAUAAACAAUACAGUUUGUUUUGCCCCUCCUCCUUGACAAACACACAUGGAUCAGCUUUGCCCUGGUGAAAACCUAGAGAAAGCAAUGUCUCAGUGAGCUUUGUGUUCCAACACCUGGCACUCUGCUUGAGACCAUAUAAGGAUUUCCGCAGUUUACAGACCAUUCCCUUCUGUAUCUGCAUUCCAUCAGGUGGAAGCAUAUACGGCUCCUCCCCCAAAAUCCCGUACAAAAAAAUCUGUAUUAAUGUCAUGAUGGGAAACAUGCAGUUUCUCCUCUGCAGCAAUCUUGAGCAUCAGCCGAAUGCUCUCAUACUUGAUGGUGGGUGAGUAGGUCUCGUGGUAAUCCUGUCCAGGUACCUGUGAAAAACCUCUGGCAACCAAUCUGGCUUUGUGUCUGACAACCUUGCCAUUCCGGUCUGUCUUGGCCUUGAAGACCCAUUUGCUGCCAACCAGUCUCAUUCCUGGGACUACUGGUACCAGCUUCCAAGUUUGGUUCCUAUUCAAGGAAUCAACUUCAGCCUUCAUGGCAUUAAGCCAAGGCUCAGCAUCUUUAGAGGUUAACUCCUGAACCUCUUUGAAGCUUGAAGGUUCCCAUACCUUCUCUGAGCUACUAAGAACAGCAGUUGCCGUCUUAGCAAACUCAUCAGCAAAUCUCUUUGGAGGUCUGCCUUUGGUCGCCCUUUCAGAUCUGCGUACUAGACGCAAGUCUUCUGGACUCAUCUCCUCCUUCUUAGGAGAAAAGUGACCAAUGGUGAACAGUGGUUCUUCCAGUUCAUUGUCAGACGCAUCAGAUGGUCUGACUGAGGCCUUUGCGCUCUUGUAGUCUGCUGUGUCAUCACUGUCGCUGACAUCAGCAGCAGUGCCGCCCACUGAACUGGAAUCCGAACUCUGAUCAUCAUCAGCUUCCUCAGCUUCCUCAACAUUAUCUGCUUUUUUCACAUCAUCUUCAUCUUCCUCUGGAUAACUCUGGAAAAUUCCCACAUUUCCCCCCCACUUAGGAUUGUACUCAACACUCUUUGUGAACUUAAUGGACUUAGAGUCAGUCAUCCAUACCCUGUAGGCACCUUUUUCGUACCCCAUGAACAAACCAUGUGCCCCACGCUUCCCAAGCUUGUUGCUCUGUGGGGUGUGUACCCACAUGUCAGAACCAAAGAUUCUCAUGUGCUUGACGUUGGGUUUCUUACCAAACAUCUUCUCAUAGGGGGUACAACCAAUAGGUGAUGACAGUCUCCUGUUAAAAAUGUAAACAAAAGUCGACAGAGCCUCCCCCCAAUACUUAUCAGGGAGAUUGGCAUUAUGCAACAAGGUUUUUAGGCCUUGAAGCAACGUUUGAUUUGCUCGCUCCGCAAGUCCAUUCAUCCAUGGCGAUCAAGGCGUUGACAAGUCAUGCUGGAUUCCCUUCUCAGUCAGGAAAGCUUCAAACUGCUGAGAAGUGAACUCCCCGCCCCGAUCAGUAAAGAGACAGCCGAUACGUUUACUGUGAACAUUCUCCAACCAAGCACAGAAUGCCUUGAACUUAGGAAACGCUUGCUACUUCUGCUCAAGCAUAAACACAUGAAUGUACCUGGAAAAAGAAUCAAUUAGAACCAUGAAGUACCUUGCUCCACCCAAAGAGGGCGCAGGUGGACCAACCAGGUCUGCGUGGAGUAGCUGGUAGGGUUUGGAAGCCUGCCUGCUAGACUCCUUGCCUUUUGGAGCAACCUUCACCUUGUUCUCUGCACAAGAUACACAUUUCAUGUGAAACUUACAGGGUUUGAUGUUCAAACCCUCAACCAAUCCUGGCAUCUUGGCCAGCGCCUGCCAAGACAUGUGACAAAAUCUUCGAUGUGCAUCAUGAAUGCAUCCUGCACGAAGAACUUUGUUAGUUUGUGCAACACAACAAGAAUCAACAUUAGACACAACAGCGCCAUUGUCAUCAUAAGUUAUACAGAACAAACCAUCUAUAAACUUUGCAUGCAAAAUGUCCUCUUUGCCUUUCCUGAUGACACAGACGCUCCUCUUGAAGGAAAUCUCAAAACCACGCCCAGUCAGCUGUGGGACACUGAGCAAAUUGUCUGCAGCACCUGGAACAUAAAGUACACCUUUGAUGGUUGUGUGCAGACUUGCCAGUCUCACAGUCCCUUCUCCUGCGAUUCGCAACGUCUUUCCGUCUGCCAGGUGGAUCUCACCAUCUUGACGUUUGAAGGAGAUAAAGAUAUGCCGGUCUUUUGCCAAAUGGCAGGUGCAUCCAGAAUCUACAAUAAAUCUGGUCUUGGCCUUUGGAGCAGUUUUUCUGGCAAGCAAAACCUGGUUUUCCACCGGCAUGGGCUUUUGCUGCUUGCCCCCCUGCUCCUGGCCAUCAAACUUGCCUUUAGCCUUUGGUGAAUCUGUGCCAGCAAACAAAGCCUUGUUUUCCACUGGCAUGGGCUCUUCACCCCCCUUCUGCUUCGGGCCAUCUGCAGGCAACUGUCUCUGUUUACUUCCUGCCUUCUGGUAUCUGUGAGGAUGACCUUGGCUCCCAUGAGAAACAGAGCUCUCAGCUGCCGAUUCCUUGGCUCCCCCUGGAGGCUGGAAUGCUGCCUGGGAUGACAUCACAGUCAGCUCCCCCUGCAGCUUGCAACCAGUGCCCUCGGCAUCCCUGCAUUCACUCGCAUUCUGGGAAACAGCCAGGAUCUCCGAUGCAGUCAAACUCUGGGCUGGGAUGAUUGGCAGAUGGGCUACUUUCAAAGCAUUCCGCAUCUUACGUGCAGUGGUGUUGCCAGCCAACGUGGCAAUUUCCUCCAGAGAAACGGACAAGACUAUUACGUCUAUGGCCUUUGAAUUUUGGGCCCUCCAUCUAUCUUUCAGAGGAACUGGAGGGGCUUCAGACACAGUAUGCCACACUCCAAACUGACGCAGCAAACUUUCACACCAUUUUGCCCAGGUCUCAUAAUUGUGCCGAUUUAACUUUGGGCACUCAGCAGCUUCAGAAGCUUGUAAAAACUCCAUUUCAGCUAUUCACUUGAGCCGUGAGUCUUUUUCACUUCAGAGACUCCUUAUCUUGGCACCCAUAAAUCACGAAGCCUGCUUGGCUCGGCUCCAAGGCCAAUUAGGCCAGCCGGACAUCAAAGAGACUCUGCCGCGGCAAACAGAAAAGCCUGAUUUGCUUUCGCUUUUCCCACACAUACCUUCACAGUCUCUUUCGCAGUCUUACUCUCCUGUAAGUGCCGUGAAUCUGGGCCCGAAACCUUUUGUUGGGAUACUGCCAGGGAGACAAAGUCCAUCAUGGCCCCCACGUCAUCUCCGGACGUCCAUCGAUCUCCCGUAGACACGCAGUAUCAGCAAUUAGCGACAUGAGCUUCCAAAAAUAGCUUGCCACAUUCCAGAGCUCAUGCACGUUCUAUCUGCAGAUAAUGCACAGCGAAAGAUGCACGCAGGAGAGCAUUAUUAACAAGUUUAUUCAGCGUUGGUCAGAACAAAGAAAACAUGACUGCCAGCUUCAGUGUCUCAGCACAGAGAGAGAACGAAAGCAUGGACACAACAUAAACUUCCUGUGAACAGGAAAUACGCAGACUCUGUGACUCACAAAGCCUGCUCCCUUUUAAGGUGGAACGGAAAUAUCCUAACAUCGCCAUGCCUGGGCCAAACAACAUCUGCCCCAGAGAAGAGCCAGGCUGAUUGAAUCUCAGGUAGUACUAGCAGUGAGAAUAAUAGCAAGAAUAAUAAUUUUUAUUUAUACCCUGACCAUCUGGUUGGGUUGCGCCAGCCAAUCUGUGAAGCUUCCAGCACAUAUACAGUGGUACCUCUGGUUGCGAAUGGGAUCCGUUCCGGAGGUCCGGCCAGAUAAUGAGGUUUUCGCAACCCAAGGAUCACUGCGCAUGGAUUUGCUGCUUUCAUAAGCUGAUAUUUACGUAACCAGAGCAUUACGUAACCCGAGGUGCUACUGUAUAAACAUGAAACAGUAAUAAUAACAACAAUCUAAUCCAAUGAAAAAAAUACAAAAAUUUUACAAAAAGUACAAAAAUUUUAAAAUGUGUAACUUAUUUCAAACAAAGCAACAUUCAACCAACGAUUAGAAUCCAAUAAUAAAUACAUUGGUUUAUUACAAAUAACAAAGGUAAUGAACACUGCCUUCUCUACAACAAAUUUAAUGAGCAUUAUUCCCUAACUGGGGGCUCCAUUUGUUCCUGAGGCUCUAAUCCCUUUUUCUCUCCAUUGCAGAUUGUGAUGAAUUGGAAAUCAAGAACAAAGGUGACCACAACACAAUCUGCAGAGUGGAGAAGGCACGUAAAAAUUUGGAAUGUGGAAAGAGCUGCAGUCAGAGCUCCCAUUCCAGUUCCCAUCAACGAAAUCUCAUUGGAAAGAAACCCUAUCGGUGCGUGGAUUGUGGAAAGAGCUUCAGUCAGAGCUCCGAUCUCACUUCCCAUCAAAGAAUUCAUACAGGGGAGAAACCCUAUCAGUGCAUUGAAUGUGGAAAGAGCUUCAGUAGCAGCUCCGAUCUCACUAAACAUCAAAGAAUUCAUAAAGGGGAGAAACCCUAUCAGUGCAUUGAAUGUGGAAAGAGCUUCAGUAGCAGCUCCGAUCUCACUAAACAUCAAAGAAUUCAUAAAGGGGAGAAACCCUAUCAGUGUGUGGAAUGUGGAAAGAGCUUCAGUCAGAGCUCCAAUCUCACUUCCCAUCAAAGAAUUCAUACAGGGGAGAAACCCUAUCAGUGUGUGGAAUGUGGAAAGAGCUUCAGUCACAGCCACAGUCUCACUUCCCAUCAAAGAAUUCAUACAGGGGAGAAACCCUAUCAGUGUGUGGAAUGUGGAAAGAGCUUCAGUCAGAGCUCCCAUCUCACUUCCCAUCAAAGAAUUCAUACAGGGGAGAAACCCUAUCAGUGUGUGGAAUGUGGAAAGAGCUUCAGCAUGAGCACAGAUCUCACUAGGCAUCAGAGAAUUCAUACAGGGGAGAAACCCUAUCAGUGCAUGGAAUGUGGAAAGGACUUCAGUAGAAUCUCUGAUUUCACUUCUCAUCAAAGAAUUCAUACAGGGGUGAAACCCUAUCAGUGUGUGGAAUGUGGAAAGAGCUUCAGUAGAAGCUCUGAUCUCACUAAACAUCAAAGAAUUCAUACAGGGGAGAAACCCUAUCAGUGUGUGGAAUGUGGAAAAAGCUUCAACUACAGCUCCUCUCUCACUUCCCAUCAAAGAAUUCACACAGGGGAGAAACCCUAUCAGUGCAUUGAAUGUGGAAAGAGCUUCAGUAGCAGCUUCGAUCUCCCUAAACAUCAAAGAAUUCAUACAGGGGAGAAACCCUAUCAGUGCAUGGAAUGUGGGAAGAUCUUCAGUCAGAGCUCCAAUCUCACUUCCCAUCAAAGAAUUCAUACAGGGGAGAAACCUUAUCAGUGUGCGGAAUGUGGAAAGAGCUUCAAUCAGAGGUCCUCUCUCACUUCCCAUCAAAGAAUUCAUACAGGGGAGAAACCCUAUCAGUGCGUGGAAUGUGGAAAAUGUUUCAGCCAGAGAGUCCAUCUGAAUAUCCAUCAAAGAAUUCAUACAGGGGAGAAUCACGAAAUUGUAGAAUUUUCGAGCUUACAGUGAUCCCUGGUGCAAUCUAUUCCACCCAUGUGAUGCAGGAAUAGCAAGUAAAGUAUCCAUGACACAUGACCAUCCAACUGCAUUUGAAAACCUCAAAGAAUGGAAAUUCCAGCCAUCCCAAGGGAGUCCAAUCCACUAACAGCUCUUGCUGUCAAAAAGUUAUUCUGCAUGUUUAGUCAGUCUUUUUUUAAAAAAAAUAAAACUUGAAGGCAUUGGUUUGUGUCCUACCCUGUGGAGCAGGCGUCCUAUUGGGAAGACCCAGUUCUCUGAGUGCAUGUUCUGGAAGUUGGGCAAUAGGGGCAUGUAAUGGUUCUAGGGGUUGCUCGUGCGUAAGCCGAUACAAACACCUGGCUGGAUUGCCUGAGUGAACCUUUUCUGUCCGGACAGCCACUCACCCGUGGCUGUCUCAAUCGCUGGCAGAAUCCGUCAGUGGGCGUUUCUUAAACUUCUUCCAGCAAAGAAGCUCUUUGACGCCUAGUCUCCUCCUACUCUCUCUGCGCGGAAGCCUUCUGCGCAAGGAGGGCGUAGGUAGCGGAGGAACUCUACUCUCCCUGCUGGUCCCCGGCAAGGAGUCAUGGGACCUCCUCGCCACUUCCCCCAUCUGCCCCCCUUCUCCACUGGUGCUAUGCUGAUUCUCUUCCCCAGAAGAUGGGCUGCCUCUCCCAAUCCCGGGACGCUCUCUGGAAUCCCUCUGGAUUUUGCUCUCUCCCUCCGGCACUGAUGGCAGUUCCCUGACAUCCACCUCCUCCACAGGACCCCCACCCCUGGCUCGAUUUUCCAGUACAACCUCCUCUCUCUCCUCGGUCGACAAUGCGGGAAUCCCCUGAAGGAACUGUCAUCAUCUUCUGAGGAUUCAAAACCAGCCUCCCAUCCGCUCGGACUUCUCCGCGCUGGUUGAACCUCCCAGUCUGAUCCUUCUCCCUCGGACACCUCCCCUCCCUCCUCUUCGGAGUCAGGGAAACCCACAAAGUCCCCUUCAUCGUCUGUGGGUCCAAAUUCUUCCUCCCAGAAUCUAGCUAAUGGUUUGGGCUUCUCCGGGAACAAACCGUGGAAUUCUUCCACCAGAUACCCGUCAGUGAACGAUUCAGCCGGGACCCAAGUGUUUUCCGACCUGGCUACCAGGCUACCAAGUACUCUACCUGGCGACCUCGCCACCUUGAAUCGAGUAUUUCCAUGGCUUCGUUACAGUGUUCCCUCUCCUCUACCCGCGGGUGGGUGGUAACCCCUCCCUCCCGUCCUGGGAAUUCCCGCCCCUCCCUGUAAGGUGAAAGUAGGGACCUAUGUAACACCGGAUGUAUCUUCAUGCUGUCAGGCAACUUGAGUUUAAAUGCCACGGGGUUAACCUGCUGUAUUACCUCAAACGGCCCCAGCCGCCUAGGCUGCAACUUAUUGCACCCUCCCUUUAGGGGCAACCCUUGGGACGACAACCACACCCUGUCCCCCACCCUGAUGGCCUCCCCUCCCGACGGUGCCUGUCUGCCUGCCUCUUGUAGACUUCCUUGGCCCGCUCCAAGUUCAGCCUGAGUUGCUGGUGUAAGGCCUCCAUUUCCUCCACAAAUUGCUCAGCCACAGGUACACUCCAUCCUUCCUCCCCCCGCCCCGGGAAGGCCCUAGGGUGACACCCGUAAUUGGCCAUGAAAGGGCUCAUUCCCGUGGACACGUGUUCAGCGUUAUUGUACGCAAAUUCAGCCAAAGCUAAUUUCUCUACCCAAUCGUUCUGCCUCUCGCUGACAUAGCAGCGUAGAUACUGCUGGAGUAUGCCGUUCGCUCUCUCGGCUUGUCCAUUGAUUUCUGGAUGCCUCGCCGUCGAGAAGCUCACCUCGACCUGUAGCAAGCUCAUGAGUCUCCGCCAGAACCGGGAAGUAAAUUGUUUCCCGCGAUCUGAGAUUACCCUCAAUGGAGUCCCAUGCAGUCUAAAAAUGUGAUCCACAAACAGCUUGGCUGUCUCCUCUGCCGUUGCUGCAUGUGAGCAAGCUACGAAAUGGCACAUUUUGGUCAGUAGAUCGACCACUACCAUGACCGCUGUCUUUCCCCUUGAUUUGGGCAGAUCUGUCAUAAAAUCGAUGGACACCACCUCCCAGGGCCUUUCCGGUGUGGGUAAGGGUUCCAGUAACCCCGCGGAGGCAGCCCUUUCCCCUUAGCCCUCUUGCUUCGGUCGCACCCUCGUACAUAUUCUCUUACGUCUUCCCUCACCUUUGGCCACCAGAACUGCCUGGUGACAAGUAGCAUGGUCUUGUGCUGUCCAAAGUGCCCAGCUGUUGGGUUGUCGUGGCGUUGUUUAAGUACCUUCCCCUCACAGUCUCCCCCGGUACAUACAGCGCCCCCUUAUAGUACAACAGCCCUUCCUUUUCCUCGAACCCUCCAUUGACUUCCUUUCCGUCCCUGAGUUCCCUGAUUUUUGUCUGAGCAAACUCAUCGUCUCUGGUGAGCCCUGCCAGUUCUCGUUUCCCAACCAACGCUCCCCCCCCCCCACACCGGUCCUCGGGGAACACGUGCCUGGUCUCUGGUGGCCCCUCUCCUUCCAUGUACUCCGGUUUCCGGAGAGAUCAUCUGCCCUUACGUUUUCCUCUCCCGGCACGUAUCGGAUCUCGAAGGAAAACUUGGCGGACUCCUGGGACCAUCUGAUCUGCCCCUAUCAACGGAUGUCUCCAUUGCCGAAAUGCCGCAUAGAUGGCAAGCAGUUCUCGGUCAUACACUCUGUAGUUUUGUUCUGACUUGCUCAGCUUCCUCGAGAAAAAGGCACACGGCAUCCAGUUCUGCUUGGCCCCGGGCUGCAAAAGGACCGCUCCAAUGGCACGGUCGGACGCGUCUGUCUCCAGUCUCAUGGGCUUCUCCAGAUCCACGUGCAGGAGCUGCUCUUCCGAGGCAAACGCCCUCUUCAGUUUUUCAAAGGAUUGCUGCGCUCCCUCUGUCCACGCAAACUUCUUUUUGCUACUAAGACAAUCCGUUAUGGGUGCUGUCAAGUGAGCGAAGUUCCUUAUGAACUUCCUAUAGAAGUUGCUGAAGCCUAGGAACCUUUGCACAUCCUUUCUGUUUCUGGGGGCUUUCCAUUCCAGCACUGCCUUCACCUUGCCCGGAUCCAUGGCUAGUCCCUUGUCUGACAGCCUGUAUCCCAGGAACUCCACCUCCCUGGCGUGGAAUUGGCAUUUUUCCAGCUUGACCCACAACUGAUGCUUCAAUCUCUGUAGCACCUCCCUGACGUCUCUGACGUGUUGCUUUUCAUUGUCCGAAUAGAUUAAGACGUCAUCCAAAAAGGCUACGCAAUUCUUGUACAGCAGGGGCCCCAGCACAUGGUGCAUGAAGGCUUGAAAGCAGGCGGAGCCCGAUUGUAAUCCAAAGGGCAUAACUAAGUACUCAAAAGCCCCCAGGGGGGUGAACAUGGUCGUUUUCCAUUCGUCCCCCUCCCUUAUCCUAAUCAGAUUGUAUGCUCCCCUGAGGUCCAGCUUGGUGAAAAUCUUCCCCUGCCUCACACGUGUCAAAAUAUCGUCAAUCCUGGGCAUUGGGAAGGUCAUGGGUUCUGACACCAGGUUUAGGGCCCUGUAAUCCACGACUAAUCUGGGCUGAUUAGUCUCUUUUUUGUCCACAAAGAACACUGGACUGCCUCCCACCGCCUUUGAUUCCCUUAUGAAACCUCUCUUCAGGUUCUUGUCAAUAAACUGCUGCAACUCCUGCAUCUCCCAGUCGGACAUGGCAUACAGCUUACCCACCGGUAACUGAGCCCCUGGAAGCAGGUUGAUUUGGCAGUCAAAUGGCCUGUGGGGGGCAGUCUGUCUGCCUCCCUCUCGCUGAAGACCUCCUUCAAAUCAGCAUAUUGUGUUGGCACCUCCCUCUUUUGCUCCAGGGCCACCCCAGCCACCCUGGCUACAGUCCUUCUUUGUUCCUUCCCUCCCAGACAGUGUUCUAAGCAGUAAGCUGACCCAAAGGUGACCGACCGCUGAUGCCAUGACACCACUGGGUCAUGUAUUGCCAGCCAGCUCAGUAUUAUCGGGGUCCUGCCAGCUUGGCCACGUGAAAGGCAAUGGUCUCCGUGUGUCUGGAGACACGCAUUCGCAUUGGCAGUGUCUGGUGUGUCACUUCCCCUCCCAGGAGUUCCCUGCCAUCGAUGGUGGUCACCUGCAAAGGAAAAUCUAGUGGCAACAGGUGGAGCUGGUGCUCCAGUGCGAAGUCUCUGCUGAAGAAAUUACACGAGCUGCCAGAAUCUAGCAGCCCCUCCACUUUGACUGAGUGCCCAUUUGGGAGUUCUAGUACCACCUCUAUGGCUAAAGCUGCCUUGGGGGGGGUCAGGCUGGGGCACUUCUAUUGGUUGCUGGCCUGGCUGCUGCCCCUGCAGGUUGGCAGCCAGGCGUUGUCGUUUCCCUGCACCUGCUCUUCCUCCCCCUUAUCGUCGUGGCCUGCAGCCCCCAUCAUGCCUUGCCAGGCUUUUCGUUGAGGGCAGACCUUUGCAAAAUGUCCCGGCCUCUGAAAGAGGAAACACUUCUUGGUAGUUUUCCACUCCUUUUUCCGACCUUGCCCAGCAUUUGAAACUUCGCGCGCGCGCGCUCCAUCAAUUUCCAUCGGCUCCGCCGCCUGGGAAGGCUCACUCGGCAUCUCCGGAAUGCGGUUGUCAUGGAAACGCUCCGCCCUUAUCUCCCGCUUUUCCUGAGCCUACGCUUCCUGGCGUACACCAAUCGCAAGCACAACCUUUGUGAGUUCAUCCAUCGACCGCGGGCGGGGCGCUCGGGACAACUCGUCUUUCACUCCGGGGCCAGACCCGCUUCAAACAACAUUUGUACUGGUUCAGAGUCCAGAUUCCACCCGAGCUUGUGGACUAGCAUCGCAAAACGCGACCAGUAGUUUCUGACGGUCAGGCUACCCUGCUUGCACCCCAUCAGCUCCCUCCAUGUCACGCUUUGCUCAAUCUCACUGGAGAACAUCGCGUCCAUCGCGAGGUAGAAUUUCUUAAGAUCUUUCAAAGCGUCAUUCCCCGAUGCCAUCAAGGGCCUGAUCCAUUCAUGCGCCCCAUCCUGCAGAUGUCCAAUAAUGUAAGCCACCCUCUCCCCGUCAUCCGCAAAGUCAUUUUUCUGCAAUUCCAGAGCAUACUGGAUUUCCGUCCGGAAGGCAUUGUAGUCUUGGGGCGUUCCCCCAAACUUGUGUACCAGCCCAGGGACCUUCCUCCCUAUCGGGGUGGCUCUAACCUGUGCAUCCUGAGCCCGUUUCUCCUCUAGCCGCGCAGACAGGGUAGCGACAUGCGCCUCCAGGUCUCGGUUCCUCUCGACCAGACCUCGCACCAUGGCUUCUUGCUCUGUCCCUCCGGCCGGCUCUGUUUGGCUCAUCAUGCUGCCUCUCCGGUGCUGCGCACAAGCAACGUCAGGGACUGACGGAUUGCUGUAAUGGUUCUAGGGGUUGCUCGUGCGUAAGCCGGUGCAAACACCUGGCUGGAUUGCCUGAGUGAACCUUUUCUGUCCGGACAGCCACUCACCAGUGGCUGUCUCAAUCGCUGGCAGAAUCUGUCAGUGGGCAUUUCUUAAACUUCUUCCAGCAAAGAAGCUCUUUGACGCCUAAUCUCCUCCUACUCUCUCUGCGCGGAAGCCUUCUGCGCAAGGAGGGCAUAGGCAGCGGAGGACCUCUAAUCUCCUCCUACUCUGCGCGGAAGCCUUCUGCGAAAGGAGGGCGUAGGCAGCGGAGGACCUCUACUCUAACCGCUGGUCCUCGGCAAGGAGUCAUGGGACCGCCUCGCCGCUUCCCCCAUCUGCCCCCCUUCUCCACUGGUGCUAUGCUGAUUCUCUUCCCCAGAAGAUGGGCUGCCUCUCCCAAUCCCGGGACACUCUCCGGAAUCCCUCUGGAUUUUGCUCUCUCCCUCCAGCACUGAUGGCAGUUCCCUGACAGGGCAGUACAGGAUUCCUUUUGGUGUACCCACUCUCUCCCCACUGCACCAAGGAUUCCCUGCCCGAGCUACUCCAGAUCGUGGCGGACGUUCUCCUGGAGACACCUAGUUUGGUUGUCCUAGGGGAUUUUAACAUCCACACCGACACGACCUUACAAGGGGCCGCUUGGGACUUCAUGGAAAGCAUGGCCUCCAUGGGGCUGUCCCUGAAUAUGUUUAGCCCAACUCAUAGUCACGGACAUGCCUUAGACCUGGUGUUCACCUUUAUGGAUGUUGGUGAUCUGACACUAAGUAAAAGCGAAACUAAAGAAGUGCCAUGGUCAGAUCACUUCCUGGUGCAACUGGACUUUUCCGUGAACCUUCCCCUCUGCAGGGAGGUGGGACCGAUUCAGAUGGUCCGCCCCUUAAUGGAUCCAAAUGGAUUCCAGAGAGUGGUAGGGAUGUUUCAUCCCAUAUUGAUGGCCUUUCAGCUGAUUCCUGGUGGCCCGCUGAAAUGUGGAGUUAACCAGGGCUAUUGACUGUUUGGCUCCGAAGCGCGCUCUCCGAUUGCAUGGAGCCCGGACAGCCCCAUGGUUUUCCACGGAUCAGAGGGCAAUGAAACAAUCGCUGAGACGGCUAGAGCGCCGGUGGCGGAUAACCCAUUCUGAAUCUGAGCGGACACGGGCUAGAGCUCAAUGUCGAGCCUACCAAGUGCUGAUAGUGACGGCAAAGAAGACUUUCUUCACUGCCUCUAUUACAUCUGUGGAAAACAGCAGCAGGAGACACUUUCAGGUGGUUCGCAAUUUAGCAGAACCACCUGCUCCAUUAGGGCCCAGUAGCCCAGUACAGGCCACAUGAUCUCCUGCAAUGAUUUUGCAAAGUUUUUUGCAGACAAAGUCGCUCCAGUGCGAGAAGACGUAGACUCCACCGUGGAAGCAGGGCGCGAGAGUGCUAGAGUCCUGUCUAGUCAAGUUGUGUGAGAUCAAUUCCAAUCUGUAACCCCCGAGGAUGUGGACAGGCUGCUUGGACGAGUGAAACCAACCACUUGUCUCCUUGAUCCUUGUCCAUCCUGGCUUAUCAAAGCUGGCCGGGAAGGACUGAGCGAUGGGCUUCGUGGGGUGGUGAAUGCUUCCCUCCGUGAGGGAGCUUUCCCAGACCCAUAUUUAGAUACGGCCACGAUGGCCAAGUAUGGCCCAGUCUCAAAUCUUCCAUUCUUGGGCAAGGUGAUUGAGCGAGUGGUUGCUGAACAACUCCAGGCAUGCCUGGAGGAAGCGUCUUGA